AUGGCCGACGCAGCGCCCGCCCCCGGCUCCGUCGCCGAGCAGCACAGCCUGCUGCCGAAGCUCAUGCCCAACCUCGACCGCCACCUGCUGUUCCCGCUGCUCAACUUCAGCAGCGACGAGGACGCCGAGCAGACGCCCGAGCAGAAGCAGCUGCUGCUGGCGCUGCUUAGCCCGACCAACAUGACCGACUUCGUCGGCCAGCUGCACCAGGAGGUGCACGACCUCGACGAGGUGCCCGCCGAGUUCACCGCCAAGCGCGAGCAGGUGCUGAGCAAGCGCGACGAGCUCGAGGCUGCGACCGCCAAGAUCUCGCAGCUGCUGGAUGACGAGAGCGUCGUCACCAACCUGCGCUCCGACAAGGCGCAGAACCUGCAGUACCUGAAGGACAGCCACGGCGUCACCCUCGACGACGUGAACCGCCUAUACGAGUUCGGCCAAUUCCAGUACAGCAGCGGCGCCUACCCGCACGCCGCCGAGCUGCUGUACCGCUUCCGCGUCCUGACCACCGACAACGACCGCGAGCGCGAGGCCACCUGGGGCAAGCUGGCCUGCGAGAUCCUGUCAGUCAAUUGGGAGGCCGCCAUCGAGGAGAUCAACAAGAUCAAGGAGCUGAUCGACACGCGCCUGUUCAGCAACCCGCUGGCCCAGCUGCAGCACCGCACCUGGCUGAUCCACUGGUCGCUGUUCCCCCUCUUCAACGACGACUCCGCCCGUGAGUCGCUCACCGACAUGUUCUUCUCCCCCGCCUACAUCAACACCAUCCAGACAAACUGCCCGUGGAUCCUGCGCUACCUGGCCGCCGCCGUCAUCACCGGCCGCAACCGCGCCCGCAACUCGAACCAGUACCAGCGCCAGCUCAAGGACCUGAUCCGCAUCGUCAGGCAGGAGGGCUAUGAGUACACCGACCCCGUCACCGACUUCAUCAAGGCCCUGUACAUCGACUUUGACUUUGAGGAGGCCCAGAAGAAGCUCAGCGAGACCGAGGAGAUUCUCAAGAACGACUUCUUCUUGCUCGGUGCUGCCGACACAUUUGUCGAUGCCGCGAGGCAUUUGAUUUCCGAGAGCUACUGCAAGAUCCACCAGAGGAUUGACAUCAAGGACCUCUCUACACGCCUCGGCCUGUCGCAAGACGAGGGCGAGAAGUGGAUCGUCAACCUGAUCCGCGACACACGCGUCGACGCCAAGAUCGACUACCAGGCCGGCACAGUCGUUAUGAACCACCCGCCACAGAGCGUCUACCAACAGGUCAUCGAGCGGACAAAGGGUGGCUUCUUCAGAACACAGGUCCUGAGCGCCGCGGUAGCGAAGUGA
Molecule: messenger RNA, 1311 nt
Organism: Didymella exigua CBS 183.55
Lineage: Eukaryota; Fungi; Ascomycota; Dothideomycetes; Pleosporales; Didymellaceae
Product: eukaryotic translation initiation factor 3 subunit E
Exons: 3
Coding region: 1-1311 (436 amino acids)
Biological process (GO): translational initiation
Cellular component (GO): eukaryotic translation initiation factor 3 complex; nucleus; cytoplasm
Molecular function (GO): translation initiation factor activity
Source: RefSeq, a predicted model, not a curated record